This is a messenger RNA of Prorocentrum cordatum, 3408 nucleotides long. NCBI's taxonomy places the organism in Eukaryota, Dinophyceae, Prorocentrales, Prorocentraceae. The record is from the annotation of a GenBank genome assembly.
AUGCGGGUGGCGGCGGAGGCGUGCCUGGCUCUGCUGCAGCCCGUGAGCCGCGCCGACGGCGGUGCUGCGGAGGGGCCCGGCGGUCCCGCGCAGGGCCGCCCCGUGCUGCUGACGUCGGGCGGGGGCCGGCGGGGGAACGCAUCUUCCGCGUCCAUCGCGAGAGAUUGGAAGGGCGGUGAUGCCGAUGUCUUCGCGUUCUUCAAGCCGAAGCCCAUGGUGACGGACUUGGUCCACGGAGGCAUGGGCAAGGUCGCGCGGGCCAUGAGCGAGGAGGCGCUGCACGUUCUGAAGCCAGUGGGGCAGUUGGACAAGAACACGACAGGUCUCAUGCUCUUCACGAACAGCGGCCGCCUCGCAGAGCAUUUGAACAGCCACGUCUCCAAGCGCUACCGCGUGUGGUACUACGGCUGGCAGCUGCCCGGGACUGGGCGGUCCAUGCAGCUCGACAGCGAGCAGAUCUCUGCGCUGUUCUCCGGAGUCUUCCUCGAGCGCGAGCAGGUCCACGUCCGGUGCGAGGGCUUCGAGCACGGGAAGAGCGAGGAGCUCGACGCCGUGCCGCACGCGUCGGGGCAGGUGCUGCGAAAGUUCCUCUUCUCGGCCGACAUCGCGGUGUCGUGCGGCCUCUUCCACGUGGUGAAGCGGCUCUUCCAGCUAGCCACGGGGCGUCCCGUGCGCGGCCUGCGCCGGGUGCAGGCCGCCGACCCGCCCGGGGCCCUCGGCGUGGACUGGAGGGAGGCGUCGUCGGAUUGCCUGGCGGACCGCGCCUCCGAGGGCGCGGACGGCGCCCGCAGCGCGGACGUCGCGCACCAGAGAUCAGUGGCCGCGUUCGCGUCCAUGGUCGCAGAGGGUGACGUACUGCCAGGCCCCAAGUUCCCAGUCGGGGGGUGCGGCGCGUGCGGCGAGAGCGGCAACCGGGCAAGUCGGCUCAAGUGCCGAGGAUGCGGAGCGACGGCGCCGGCGCGCAUCCAGCAAGAUGCCCGCGCUGCUGCCGCCAAAGUGCGCCCAGGAGGUCGGAGGCCCGACGCCAGCGGCGAGCAGUCUCGAUCGGAGAAGGAGCUCAAGGAUCUGAAGGCGCAGCUGGCGUCGCUCACCAAAGGAGGUGGCGGAUGCGCUGGCUCAUCGGGCGGCUCGGGGGGGGGAUACUCGCGCCCGACCUCGUCCACCACGGGCGGGGACCUCUCUUACGCCCAGGUUCUCGUAUUCCUCAGGGGUCAUGGCAUUGACACGUCAACGAUCGCCAAAGUUGAGGAGGCUAAGGUCAGAAAGCUCGACUCCAAGCCCCCGGCAGCGCUGGCGGCGAGACGCCGAGUUGAUGCCACCCGCAAGGUCGGGAAGCUCGAAGAGCGCCUCCAGCAGUUCGAGGCUCCUCAGCGAGAGUUGCGGCGCAUCGUCGAGGAGACGACCGCGCAGCCGAGGCGGCGGCCGAGCGUGCUGCUGGGGCUGCCGGCCAGCCCACUGGCGGUGCCGCCGGUGGCGCGGCUGGCGGCGCUGCGGGAGGGGCCGGGGCACCUUGGCCCAGCGCCCCCCGCCCGGGCCGGCCUCGAGCCGGAGAACUUCCGGGCCGAGGCGGCGCGCCGGGCGGCCAGCUGCGGGGCCGCCCGGCGGCAACAAGCCGUCGGCGGCUCGGCCGGACGGGCAGAGGGCGCCGCGUGCCCCGCGACCGGGGCGGCGUCCAGCGCGGCAAGUACUUCAGGACAGGCUGUUGGGCUUGCUGACUUCUUGCGGGCCAACGCAGUCGACCUUGAGUGGCCCAGCUUCGGCUUCGACGUAGCAGCGGAGGGUCAGACUGUCUCACGCCGCGUCUCCUCAGCGGUUACUGCCUGCGGUUCCGGAACCGUCUGCAUCGGCUUCCUCGGCUGGACCAGCUGGCCCAUCUACCGACGAGGCGACGUCAUCGGGAGGGUGGCGGAGUGGCCGGCCAAGCUCUCGUUGGAGUCGCCGUCGUGCGCGGCCUGCGGGGCAGGCCACGAGGUGGCGACGCCGCCGCGCCAGCGGUGCGGCCCCUUGCCGGCGGGCUGCGGCGACGGCAAGCCGCCGGCCGGUGCCGAGGGCGCGAGGGCUGCUGCUGCGGCGGCGCGGCCGGAGGGCGGCAGCGCGGCCGGCGGCGACGGGGAGCCGGCCGCCGGAGACGAGGGCGCUGCUGCAGCGACAGCGCGGCCGGAGGACGGCUGCGCAGCCGGCGGCUACGGGGAGCCGGCCGCCGGCGGGGCCAGCGAGGGCGGCGCGGAGCACCGGUCGGCCCGCCUCCGCAUCGAGCUGAGGGAGCUUAAGGUCAAGGGCGGCGCGUCCUCUCCGCUGGGCGCCCUCAGCGCCGCCUUGAACGAGCUGCCCGAGCACAGCGUCGUCACCCGGAAGCUGGAGUCGAAGGCCGCGUCUCUGGAGAUCACGUUCCAGCUCCUCCAGCUCGAAGCGAUGGCAGGCCGCCGCACGGUUUACUUCGUCAGGCACGCCGAGAGCGAGUGGAACGUGGCGAAGAGCAGCAGGAACCUGUACGACAUGGUUCGCACCACCGACCACCCGCUGUCCGACCGCGGGCUCCGGCAGGCGGAGGAGCUUUCCGCCCGCGCGGCUGCCGCGGCGGACCAGGGCGACCCCCACGGUACAGCCCUGCACCAGGCAGAUGUCGUUUACGUCUCGCCGCUCACCCGCACCGUGCAGACAGCCGUGAUCCUCCUUGGGUCGCUGGUCAAGGCAGACCAGGGGCCCCGGGAGCUCGUGCUGAUGGCGAACGCGCGGGAGAGGCAGGGCUUAGGUGGCAUGGACACGCGAUCCAGGAAAAUUGGCUUGAAGAUUGUUGAGAGCUCGUUCGACUCUACCAAGCUGCUGUACGCCAACCAUAAGUGCGCCAAUGUUGACGACGAUGUCAAGGAGGUGUUCAAGCCCUUGCGCUUCGACGUUUUGGAGGUGCUCGACAGGUGGUGGUGCGAGACUACCAAGGAGUCGGACGCCCAGAUGCAGGAGCGCCUGCGCGAGUUCAUGGCCCAGCUGAUGUACUCGCCCUGCAGGACAGUGGUGGUCGUGGGCCACUCGCUGUUCUUUCGGGAGGUCUUCCGGGUCUUCCUGUCCAAGGAGUUCGCCGACGGCAGCCCCGAGCUCGCGCGGGCGCUGCGCGGCUCCAAGCUCGCCAACUGCGGGGUCGCCUGCCUGCACCUCGAGCCCGCCAGGGGCCUCGCCGACGGCCCCAUCACGCACGUGGAGCUGGUGCUGGGCAGCCAGGUGGAGUCGGCCCGGGCCGAAGGUGAGGCGAGCCCCAGCAAGACCAGGCAGAAGGUGCCUGCGCGGUUGCCCAGUCCGACGCCCAGCGAUGAAACAGAGGACAGCGGCAAGGCCGCCGACCACAGGCUCGGGGCCGGGGCCGAAGACGAGACGGAGGCGAGAGGGAGGCCGUCAUCAACGGCCUUGACCUGA